Ostertagia ostertagi is the source of this 612-nucleotide messenger RNA. The record is from the annotation of a GenBank genome assembly. Lineage: Eukaryota; Metazoa; Nematoda; Chromadorea; Rhabditida; Trichostrongylidae.
AUGUUCGUGAAGGAAAAGAAGAAUAAGCAAAACGAUGAACAGCAAAAGUCUAUCGACCAAUGCGAACAAGUUCAGAUCAUGAGCUCUUCGAAAGAUUCUAUUGAAAACGAAAUGGUAAAAACCAUGGAUGAGAUCAAUAAGAAUUUAGAUUUGAUUCGUGAUAAACAGGGCAUGGUAGCAAAUACAAAUGCUGCUGAAAGCAUGACUAAAAAAGAAGAGAUUCUUCACAAUAUCAGUCUGAUCAACGCUUUAUUAGAGGACAAUAAAUUUAAGAUCGAACAACUUAACAAACAAUCGAAAAAAUUAGGUAAGGAAAACAGCGCUAUGAAAAAAAUAGCGAAACAAACCAAGGAGCGUAUCGAAAAACAAGAGCAGGAAAUUGCCAUGUUAAAAGAGCAAUUAGCGCAGGCAGAAUUUAAAAUCGCUGAUUUGAAUAACAAAUUAGAUGAGUCGCAACUGGCUAAUGAAGUACUUUCUUCUGAAAAAGCUUUAUUAACCGAGACCAAUUCGAAACUCGAUAAAGACUUAAAUAAAGCUUAUUUUACUUACGGCACCUAUAAAGAAUUAAAAGAGAAAAACAUCGUUGAGAAAAAGGGUGGUUUCCUUGGUGUA